Diprion similis is the source of this 1048-nucleotide messenger RNA. RefSeq names its product circadian clock-controlled protein daywake-like. The record is from RefSeq and is a predicted model, not a curated record. The transcript has 4 exons. Bases 140 to 892 code for a protein of 250 amino acids. Lineage: Eukaryota; Metazoa; Arthropoda; Insecta; Hymenoptera; Diprionidae.
CGCAUUUGCAAUAUCGCUCCUUGCAAAUUAAUUUAUUCCGGGGAGAAUCAGGGUAAAACAAAAAAAAUAAAUAAAUAAAUAAAGUAACCAAAGAUACAGAAACUGAGGUGAAAAAUUGGUUGUAAUAUACGGUAACAUUAUGGGUCUGACAUUGAUUUUUGUUCAAUCGCUGCUGCUGGUCAGCGUCCUCAAAACUGUGUCCACAGCCCUGCCUCCUGGGAUCACCGCAUGUCCGUCGACACACGAUGUGGACACUUACGGCAAGUGCGUCCUGCAACAACUCGAAGCCAUCAGACCAUUUUUGCCUAAGGGAAUCGCUUCUCUUAAGCUGCCAGCCCUUGAUCCUCUGCUGCUGCCGUCCUUGACGGUCGACAGGAGCCUCGAAGCCCUCAAAAUCAGGGCGAACAUGAGCCAGGUUCGCGUCUACGGCGCCUCGAACUUUGUGAUUGACGAAAUCAAGGCCAACCCUAAGGACCUCAGUGUCGAAUUAAAGGUCACUAUGCCCCAUAUCCACGUCAAGGGCGAGUACGACGUCCAGGGAAGGUUGCUGCUCCUCCCUCUCAACGGACUUGGCAGUUUCAAGGGAAACUUCACCAAUACCAAGACUCAAGUUAUCGCCAACGGCAAAGAAGUUGCCGACAAAAACGGCGUGCAGAGAAUCGAGAUGGACCAAAUCGCCCUGAAAAUACGCGUCGGUGACGGUAACAUCAAGCUGAAGUCUCCCGUGAGGAACAAUUUGGCAGCCAACGCAGCCGAGGCAUUCUUCAACUCGAACCCUAGAUUGGUGCUUGACAUUGCCAGUCCCAUCAUCGAAGACACCGCGGCUACCAUCAGCAGAGCCUUGGUAACCAGAGCUCUUGGUGCUCUGACCAAAGAAGAGAUACUGCCUUGAAGAUACAGCCGAGUCACGAUCAGCUAACGGACGUACUAAUCUCGCAUGCAACCUCGACCCAUCUUGGCGGUUUCACAAACAGUAGAGACUGUAUGUGUCCAGGACCCAGAUGCAACAGGUCGGGGUUUCAUAUCCCAAAUAAAUGAUUUUUUUACA